Crotalus tigris (Tiger rattlesnake) is the source of this 4742-nucleotide messenger RNA. RefSeq lists its product as uncharacterized. The transcript has 2 exons. The record is from RefSeq and is a predicted model, not a curated record. The coding region runs from base 572 to 2650 and encodes 692 amino acids. Lineage: Eukaryota; Metazoa; Chordata; Lepidosauria; Squamata; Viperidae.
AUUCGCGUAGCUAAACUGGAAUUGAAAAAAGUGCAGGAAAUUAACUUGAUCCCUGCCAGAAAUGGAGGUGAAACAUUCAGAGAUCAAGAAGAGAAGAAAGAAAGAAAGAAAGAAAGAAAGAAAGAAAGAAAGAAAGAAAGAAAGAAAGAAAGAAAGAAAGAAAGAAAGAAAGAAAGAAAGAAAGAAAGAAAGAAAGAAAGGACUCCCCAUUCAGAGGUCCAGAGGGUAUUUAUAAAACCAGAAACUGUUUUGAUUUGCAAUGCCCCAUUUUAAGAGAGGCUGCAGAGUUUCCACAGGUGGCCUCUGGAAGUUCCCUGAAGCAUCCAGGGGAGGAUUUAGAGUUAAGGCUCUGGGUACAAAAGCCGCCUUUUACAACUUGGGCUGAUUUCCGAACACGCCUGAUUUCCAGGAAUCAGUGCAAAGCAGAAACUGAAACUAAACAGGCUGCAUAAAAAGCACUCGCAUCCGCUCGAGCUUCACAAAAGCAUCGAAACCCCUCGCAGAGCGAAUAUAGCCGGGUUUGGCUCCUCUCCAGUCUGAACUUCAAAGACAAACAAGUUCCGACGCUGAAAUGGCUGUCCAGCCCAAAGGUGCGCUUGCUACGAGAGCCGUGAUGAACAUUAGCAAAGCAGAGGAAGUCCGAAAGGAGACAGAACUGAUGAUGAAGCCCCAUGCAAAUUGGGAGGAGUAUCUGAUGCCUGAGCCCAUUGCCAUCGCCCUCUUAGGGGAGCUGGCUUGCAUUGCCGCAGGACAAGGAGACUUUGCCAUCAAUCUUGCCCCACCCGAGGGAGGCUACAAAUAUAUGAGGUAUCCGAACUCUUUCCAGGCCUCCCUGAUGCAGGUGAGCAACAGUGGGUGGCAUGCCUUCAGCAUAGCCCACAAGAAUAUGGAUGGCAUCCGGCUGCUUUCUAUGAGCGUCCCUGAGCAAAUCAAGAUGGUCAUGAAGACCUUAUUCCAGGAUGACCUUACCUUGAUAGAUGCCUUGCUCCCUGGACAGCUAUCCAGCCUGAAAUCAAUUGCAAAUGAAUGUUCCUCUUUGGCUAAGGCAGUUGACAAUAAGUUCUAUGAUGUCAUCUGUCUGACUGAGGAACUCCUGGAAGUGUGUAUGAGUUCCAAAUCACAGUAUGAACAAGGACUGACGCAAACCAAACAAGCCUUGGAAGACCUGAAGCAAAGAAAAGCAGCAGCUGAAGAAACCAAGGCCAAAGCAGAGGAAUACUACAAGGAAGUAAAGAACAGAGUGACUGAUACGUUUGACGAUUAUAGAAAAGCGAUAGAUAGCAUUCCUACCGGCUGGAGUAGUGUAAUUCUGGAUUUCACUUCAACUGUAAGAGAAACCUUGACGGUGCCCAUUACCUGCCUGACAUCCUUGGUCAGCUCUAACAGAAAUCAAUUGCUUUCUCCAAUCGACAGCAGAAGUGAGGAAGAGUUUGAAAGUAGGGAUGACUUUAUAGCCAUGAACAACAUCUGUGCCCUGUCAGGUCAACUGGUGGCAUUGGUGGACGGUCUUAAAACCGUGGUGGAUGAUGAAGGUAAUAUUAACAUGGAUGUCCUCUACAAUAAAAAAAACAAUGAAAUCAAAACCAUAUGGACCAAAAAGAAAUCCCAGCAACUUUUAGAGAAAAUAAAAAAAGAAAGAAACUGCAGCCUGAAAAAUGUAGCAGUGAAAAUAUGUAACGAUAUCAUCAAGAUUUCCAAUAUGUUAACUGAAAGAGCAGUAUCAGGGAACAUAAACCAGAAAAAACUGAUAAAGAAAAUUAACACCCUCUCGAUUGAUAUUGAGGUUUUCGACAGCAGAAGCAAAUUCUGCAGCCGCACAUCCCCUUUUGGUCCCAUGGCACCAAAUAUGUCCAAAUCCCAGAGAAAUGUCCAAGAAGACUCAUCGUUGUCAUCGGCGAUGAAAAACAGCCUUUUGAAAACCGAGCAAACGAAAGAAAUACUGAAGAUGUGUCAAGAAGAAUACCAGAAAAGCUUCGACAACUUAAAGGAGCAGAAUAAGGAUUUGCUGGACGUGCUCAGUGAAAUGAAGAAAUGCGAAAUAAAGGAGAUUGAUUUUGAAAAAGCCCAAAACAUGCUGAUCAAAUGCCUGGACGCCAUGGGAAGAGUGAAGGAGCAGUGGGAGAAAAUGGUGCGUUUCUUCCAGAUGAUCUCGAAUCUCAUUGAUUCCUGUCUCAAUAAGCGCCUGACGGAAUUUGUGAAAUUGGCCGAAGAUCUUCCCCAAAUUCCAAAUUAUUCUCACCAAGACUUUAUCAUAGAUAUGAUCUAUAAACAGGCCUUCAAUGCGUCCAACAUAGCUCAUUUGGUGCACAUGAUAUCCGAGACCUACACAGACGUGUCUUCAAAAUACCUGAUGGAUAAUGUGGGCAGCCUGAGCAGGCUUAUUUCCAUGGACCCUUCUGAUCCCCAAUUCCGGAUGGAGCGGAUCAAACUAGCAGACGGCUGUGACAAUGCCCAAAAAGCGAUAAAGGACCUGGUCAUUAAGCAAAAGAAAGAAUUUGAAAAUAACAUCCAUGCCAGAGUGGCCAAAAUCAAUUCUGAGCUGAAGGCUGUCUUGCCAGAAGUGCCGGAAGCUGAGAGGAAAGCGAUCGAACAUAAUGUGCACAAAGGAAUGAGGGAAAUCACCGAGGAUGAAGCUGAUCAAUUCAUGUAGAAAUGUCUUUCAAACUAUGAGGGAAAUGGAGGCAGUCUAGGCCAGGGGUAGGCACCUUUGGCUCUUUUAUGACUCGUGAACUUCAACUCCCAGAAUUCGUGAGCCAGCAUAGCUGGCUCAGGAAUUCUGGGAGUUGAAGUCCACGAGUCAUAAAAGAGCCAAGGUUGCCUACCCCUGGUCUAGGCUCUUCUGUAUUAUUGCAUUUCCCUCAGAGUAAUAGGAUGUGAAUUGGGCCACUCAAUCAUCUUGUAUUUGCUAAAACUAGAAAACCAAGAAACGGCUAUAGAUAUUGCCAUUCAGGAUCUAUUCUGAACCAUAUAGCUCUAUGUAUCCCUAACUAGUGAGCAUGUAUCAGUAUGUUAGAAUAUCUGGCAGUUAUUGGGUUAAAUGCUAGGUAUGUUGAUGGGUCAGUGGGAGGAGUCUCAAAAGGUCAUUGGACAUUGGGAGACUUCCUGGACACAAGCCAGAUGGGAAUGCCUUUUUUCAUCCAGCCUCAUGUCUCCUAGCCACACGGCUUGGAGAUCCUUUGUGAUGCUCAGCAGAAGAAGAGGGGAAAAUUCAAUAUCAAUUUACCUGUGGAAUAAACCAAUAUUGCAAAUAUGUUUCUGGACGUAGCUACAUAAGAGUGAGUUAUUGUUUAGGAUUCCUAGAAAUAAAAGCAAUAUUUUCUGUUUAUUCUUCUGAGUUAUCUAUCUGUUUUGGAUUGGACGGAAAGCAGUCUGUUCUGUCUGGAACAGAAUAAGAUCCUUUCAAAAAUCACCUUGGCUGAUCAUUUCUGAGGUAGGGCUCAUGUUGGCUCCUACUAAAUAUUUCUAUUUUUGUUUCUCCUUUAGUGCACCAGUUACCUCUUUUCCACUUCGAUCAAUUUUUAUGGACCAAUACCUCUCCCUCUGUCUGCUGAUCUGCUUACUGGUUUGUCUGCCCUACCACUCCUCUCUUUUUGGGCUGUUUCUGGUGGAGGAAAAGCUGAAGUGUGUUUCAUGUGCUUCUCUUUUUACCAUACUUUGUGUCUCUAGGAUAGAGAAAGGGGUUGGGAUAUGUACUGUAUGUAGUUUGAGUUCAAUAUUAAAAAUGUGAUGUCCAAUUUCAUUCAUUGCUGUUAAUUCUAUUGUCACUACAGGCUUCCUUCAUUUUUGGAGUGAUGGUACAAUCAAGUCUCUCUCUCUCUCUCUCUCUCUCUCUCUCUCUCUCUCUCUCUCUCUCUCUUCAUAUAUCCAUGCACACACAUUAAUUGGGGGAUGAAUACAAUGUCUACAUUUUUUUCCUGGGGUUAGCAAUUUUAGGUCUGUAUUUCUUUGGAGAUGCUUAUCAAUUAACAGAAUAACAGAGGGACCAUGGAGGUCUUCUAGUCCAUCCCCCUGCUGGAUCCAACAGCCUGAUCUAUCAUCUCUUAGAGAGAUGGGUGCUUGGAUUACUCUGCUCACUGAAAUAUAGGUGAUAGAUUCUCAGUUUUCCCGGCUUCUUGAGUCCUUCUAACACCUUUUCAUAUCACUUUGGUACAGCUCAAGAACGGCUAGAUUCUAACAACCACCCCUAAUUUACUUUCUGCAAAUGAACUUUAAGAUAGCAAAUCUUAAGAACAAGGCAUUGUAAAAAUGUUACUUUUUAAAGAAGGGAUCCCUUUUCAUCAAAAGCUGAUGAUACAACUGUACCUAACGAGGAAAAGAGUGCCGGUUUAGAGAGAUACUCUUCAAGUACUUUUAGACGGUAAGUUUCCAGGAAAUCAAGAGAAAGAGGUUAAUCAAAUCAGCCAGAAUGAACAGAGUAAUUAAACAUUGAGUUUUGGGUUAGAUAAUAAGAAUUUCUUUUAUUUGGUUGUUAAUCAUACAGUUAUUAACUGCUAUUACACUAUGUUGUUUUCCAUAUGGUUGCAAUCUUAAGACUGAAAUAGGAUUUUUUUUAACUCUUUUUGCCGUUCAGUUGUUACUUUUACAUGUUAAUAUUUCUUUUACUGAUUCAUUACAGCUUUUCUGCCACAUAUAAGAACUAUGUUAGUCAUUCUGAAGUUACUAAACAUUAUAGUAAACAACUCUCCUGCAUUAAAUUCUUGCUUUUAUGCUAGAAAGAGUCAAUAAAUGUCUAUUCUCUAAAA